Messenger RNA from Pogona vitticeps (central bearded dragon), 3108 nucleotides. It is a transcript of the gene GPR83, whose product is annotated as G protein-coupled receptor 83. Gene Ontology annotation, cellular component: plasma membrane. NCBI's taxonomy places the organism in Eukaryota, Metazoa, Chordata, Lepidosauria, Squamata, Agamidae. Gene Ontology annotation, molecular function: neuropeptide Y receptor activity. The record is from RefSeq and is a predicted model, not a curated record. Gene Ontology annotation, biological process: neuropeptide signaling pathway.
GCCCGCCCGGGCAGUCCAUGCGCUCCAGCCGGGGAGAAGGCGGCGGCGGCUCCACGGAAGAGAUCCAGUCGCUCCGAAGGGACCGAGGAAAAAGGCUGCCGGGUCCCGGCCAGGAUCAGCUGGCUCCAGAAAGAGGGCGGCUUCACCCAGCAGAUCUGCAUCCUCCGAAGAAAUAGCCUGGAUCCAGAAAGGAGGUUGCGGGUCCAUGAGAUCCACUUGCAGCCAGGAGCGAGUUUUUCCAAACCCAGAGAGUUACUUGAUCCCAGAGACGCUGUUGCUCUAGAGAAGAGGUCCUAGGUCCAGGAGACCCACUGGAUCCAAGGAGAGAGCUGGUCGCUCCUUUCACCACCACCACCACCACCACCACCCCCUUGGCUGCAGGGACCCCUGGCUUCCACCCUGCCAUGACCAGGCACCUUUGGGUGCCUCCCCAGUAUAUCUCCAAGCCCUUCCGCCAGGGCGCCGAGGGUCCCAAUGGCACCGGCGAGGCUCUCUUGGCUGCCCUCUGCGGCUUCCGCAACCAGUCCUGCCUGUACGAGCUGGACAUGGACAGCAUGGAGAACGGCACCCGCUACGAAGGCGAGUCCCAGAGCCGGAUGGUCAAGGCGCUGCUCAUUGUGUCCUACUCCGUCAUCAUCUGCAUCUCGCUCUUCGGCAACGUGGUCGUCUGCCAUGUGGUGAUCAAAAAUAAGAGGAUGCAUUCAGCCACCAGCCUCUUCAUCGUCAACCUGGCUGUGGCCGACCUCAUGAUCACCCUCCUCAACACCCCCUUCACCCUGGUGCGGUUUGUCAGCAGCACCUGGGUUUUUGGGAAACUGAUGUGCCACAUAAGUCGAUUCGUUCAGUACUGUUCCGUUCACGUGUCUGUCCUGACCCUCACUGCGAUCGCUCUAGACCGCCAUCAGGUGAUUAUGCAUCCGCUAAAGCCCCGAAUGUCUAUCGUGAAAGGAGGGAUCUAUAUUCUCAUCAUCUGGGUGAUGGCAAGCUGUUUCUCUCUGCCCCAUGCAAUCUACCAGAAGCUGUUCUGGGCUCCUUAUGGGCACAAAAUGGACCGAAUGGUGUGCCUUCCCAGCUUUCCUCCUCCGACGGACCUUUUCUGGAAGUACCUAGACUUGACCACUUUUGUCCUCCUCUACAUCCUCCCUUUGGCCGUCAUCUCAGUCGCCUACACGACGGUGGCCAAGAAGCUGUGGACGAGGAACGCCAUCGGCGACGUCACCAUGGAGCAAUACUAUGCCCACCAGCGCAAAAAGAAGAUGACCCUCAAGAUGCUGAUGGUGGUGGUGGUGGUCUUUGCCGUCUGCUGGUUCCCGUUGAAUUGCUACUUGGUCCUCCUGUCCAGCAAGGCCAUCCACAGCAACAACGCCCUCUACUUUGCUUUCCAUUGGUUCGCCAUGAGCAGCACCUGCUACAACCCUUUCAUCUACUGUUGGCUGAACGAGAGCUUCCGCUCGGAACUCAAGUCUCUUCUGGGUGUGUGCUGGCGGGAGAAUGCCCCCAGAAGCCAUGCCUUGCGCUCCGUUUCCCCUCCUUUCAGGCAUGCCUGGGUUGAGAAUGACCUCUGCAAACAAGACACCACCUCCCAGCAAGUGAGAAAUGCUUCAGAAAGGAACUCCGCUCGGACGGACAUAUCCACUGUUCAGCCCAUCAUAACAGGCAGCUAAGAAGGGCCCACCGGGCAGCUGUGGGGAGCUCCUUGAUGUUUUCUAGUAGAAAUGAGUAAAGCAUAGGUUGGGAGUAUCAGCCAGGAACUCUGAUUUUUCCAAUGGGAGGACUCAUAUUUGACCUAGAGGGACAUGGGGCUUUUACAACUGAACUCGCGUGCUCCUCUCUUGAAUGAGCUGGCCGUGAUUUCAGGUUUUCUGCUGUCUAGGCACAGUGCUGUGACUUGGGUGGAAGGGCAGCUGGUCCCAAAUGUGGUUUGGGGACUGCCCUCUGUGGCACAGGCUGUGCCAUCGGGAUCAAUACACUCAGCGGCUGGUAGCUCAGAAAAUCGACUCAGUCUUAAUGGCUAAAGAUUGACUCCCUAGUUGCUGCUUGACAUGGUUGAGUGUUUACAAAGGUGUGCACACUUGCAGUUCUUUGCCUGUUGCAUUGCAUGCAUGCACACUCGAAACAACAACAGCCCUGCACUGGUAGAGAUUGGGACUAAGAAUCAUCAUACAUUUUGUUUUGUCCUGAAACAAAACCCAUUGGUUUGGACACAGCCUUCAGCUGACAAUCACAGAAGGGAGAGGGAGAGAGAAAGGAUGAAACUAGAUGAUACAUUUAACACUCUAUUUUAUUUUUUCCAAGGGGCUACUAUAAAGACACCUGUUCGCACAAGGUUUCCUUCAUCUCCAUAGCUUGCAUAUGGCCCACGUUGUUUUAAUUCAUUGGGACAUACAGCAUGGGCCCAAUUGGGUAGUCUGAUCGAUGAAACACGCAUGUCUCAAGAAAUCCAAGUGUGUGGAGCAAAUGAGUUAAUGACAAGAAAUACCUAUUCCCCCUCAUGUCUAAUUUGACCCCCAAAUAGGAAACACACAUGAGUGGCCUCCCACACACAAUGGGACCUUAUAGGGAUACCACCUGCAAAAGCACCACAAAAGAUAUUUAACAAGUUUACUCAUCACUGGUGGGCUAUACAUUUGUUCUUUGUACUCUUCUAAAAGUAGAGAGUCCACACUCCAGGUGCUUAGGGUAAACCUUGACAUCUGUUCAAAUAGUAAACGAAUCAUCCCCAGUUGGUGACUAGGUAUGAGUUAGGAAGGAUGGUAGUCAUUAGAUCAUCCAAACGGAUGUCUGCUCUGAAACAUGUCUCUUUCAGAAACUUGAUCGUACAGAGCUUUUCCCCCAAAGCUAGUGACGAGAUCAAGUGCUCCACAGAGGAGGAGCCAAAUCCGUCAUCCCCUUCUUUCUACGCAGCAGAUAAACAUGAUGACUGAUUCCGAAAACAGUCUUGAUGUUUUAGGAACUCAGGCUUAGAGAUAUUCUUUGGCAAGAGAGUGGUGAAGAAAGAAUGCACUUAGCCUGUAUCUGCACACGAUGUCUUUCAGCCAGCCAGAGGUACAUGCGCAUGAGCAUCCUUCUGCUCACAUUGACCUGAGACAUAGCUUUGUAGGGGGGAGA